Molecule: messenger RNA, 2004 nt
Organism: Trichobilharzia szidati
Lineage: Eukaryota; Metazoa; Platyhelminthes; Trematoda; Strigeidida; Schistosomatidae
Source: the annotation of a GenBank genome assembly
AUGGGGAAAAUUUAUUGUGAGAAUUGUCGUCGCAAAUGCCGUGGCGACGUACUACGAGUGGCCGAUAAAUAUUUUCAUAAGGACUGCUUUAAAUGCACAAAAUGUAAUAAAAGCCUCGAACAUGGUGGAUUUUUCAUGAAAGACGGAGGAUUUUACUGUCAAGAUGACUAUCAACGUUAUUUUGUUGCGAAGUGUAAAAUUUGCUCAGAAGAACUCACUGGAGAAGUUGUUACUGCACUCAACUUUUCAUUUCACCGAGGAUGCUUUAAGUGUAAUAAAUGCUCUGUGGCAUUUUGUCCUGGUGAUCGCGUUACUGUCUGGCAGGAGAAAUUUUACUGUCCACGUUGUAUUGAUGAAGUUUGCUUUUCUUCAAGUAUUGGUAGUGAUCUUAAAAAGAGCAGUUUCCAGUCGCCUUUAUCUGUCACAGAUGAUGAAGGAUGUGUCAGUGCUAGUGAUAUGGCAUCUCCACAAUACAUUCACGAACAAGCCUCUGAAUCAAAACAAUCACAGAAUAAUUAUUCUUGCAUCUCCUCAGCUGGACUUCCUCAAAAAUCAAGAUCUAUUUUGCGAAAACCUGCUGUUGUAGAGAAAAAUGGUCUUCGCGCCUCCAAGGAAAGGGGAUAUAUGAGCACAGAUUCAGGGUUAGGAGAACGUUUGUGUGAUUCAAACAAUUUAGAUGAAUCGAAAUCAAGGCAUUUUUCUAAUGGUUAUUCUGAUCAGGAGAAAAUUGAUGCCAACAAAGAGAAGUUGAACACUCUAUCCUUUCAUUUGUCUAGACAAAGUUCAUGUGGACGAAUUCCUACCUCUAAUUAUGGUCGAUAUUUAAAUCAAUCAUAUAUACAUUUAACUAAUCAAGUUCCUGUACCUAAUAAUGAUAGAUAUAAACGUAAUAUUUCAUCUACAGCGCUAAAUAAUUAUUCACAACCAAGACAAUUUCAUUUACCUGAAGGUGGUAAAAGUCGUUAUCUACCACCUGGUACAAAAUUGCAUACAACAUUAUUUGGUCGUUCUAUGAGUGGUGUCCUACCAUCCUACAAUAUAACAAGUACACCACGUUCAAAUAAUCUCAAUGCUAAUAAUAAUGCUAAUAAUAACAGUGUAAUUAUUACAUCACGAUCAUUAAAUAAGCCAAUCGCUUCUUCUGCUAUUAAUUUAAGUGAUAAUAAUCAUAAAACACAAAGUGAUAAAUCAACCACCACAGGAACAAUGGUUACACCACAAUCGAAAAAGACAAGGAUUUUAUCUAGUACAACGGUUAAUGGACAAAUGAAAGCACCAGCAGCAGCAACAACAACAACAGGAGCUGGUAAUACACGAAAUUCACACAUAGACGAUAUAAGCUGUUCUGGUCCCAUCUCAUUAAAUGAUCAUGAUAUAACAUUAGAAACACGUAAAUUGGCUUGUUUACCAGCUGGACAAGAAAGAGAUAAAAGUUUGCCAGCACCAAUUGAACGUUAUGAUUGGCCAGCACCACCUGCAUCUGGUGUUGUAUUAGCUGAAUUAAUGCGUGAACGACGUCAACGACGUAAAGAACAAGCACAUCUGAGUGGUACACAAUAUUCUGGUGAUGGUGAUGAUUUAGAGAGUCAAGAAGCUCUAAGUAUUGAUUAUUCAUUCGAUGGAAUACCAGAGACAACAGUUGACCAUUCUACUGGACAUAUUGGCAUUGGACAAGCUAUAAUUCGUGAAGAAGCUGAAAGUAAGCGUAGAUCACGUUCACAAACCUACUUGGAUCCAGUAUCAGCUUCUAGAACUCCGAGUGCAGCUGUUGAACCGUCUUUCAAACCACGUUUUGCUACUCAUCAGUUUGCAUUAUUAAAUCGUGAUGGAAGUCUAACUCAAGGAACGACAAUGCCAACAGGAAACAGUACUACUUCUCAGUAUACUAGCAACUCACGACUCAAUACACCAGCAACAAUGACGGCAACUUCUCCACCCGUUGUCAAUACUCAUGUUAUUUAUGUUCAAUGUUCAUUGAAUAUUUUGUUUUUUGUUUUAAUGUAA